Molecule: messenger RNA, 4288 nt
Organism: Pieris napi
Lineage: Eukaryota; Metazoa; Arthropoda; Insecta; Lepidoptera; Pieridae
Product: calponin homology domain-containing protein DDB_G0272472-like
Exons: 7
Coding region: 266-3820 (1184 amino acids)
Source: RefSeq, a predicted model, not a curated record
UGUUUACAUAAUUUUUUAUGAUAUUUCUUAUUUAAUAAUUAAAGUGCAUUAUUCCACAAGUAUAUUAAAAUUUCGCACAUAACAUAUCGACUAUAUGUGCGUAAGUAGACAUUUGAGAUUAUUAUCCUACCCAUCGUCCAAAUGUAGCGUCUUAACUAGUAUUUAGUUAAAGAAAUAAGUUCAUUUGUGAGAGAAACUAUUCUUUAAUCGAGUUUUGCAAUUAAGAAUUUCUUAACCGUCUUGAAGCAGGAAAGUAAUAAUCAUCAUGCCUCGUCACGAAUAUAGGACAAACGACAAUAUAUUAUUGGAUCAAAAUGAUGACAUACUUCGCAAAAUGGAAAAGUAUGUUAAAUGUCCGCGAUGUAAAAAUUAUCUUCGAUGUUACCGCCGCAAGAGGUUAACACUUGACAAAAGAGAAUGCAGUAAUGUGUGCGAUCACUGCUUAAAUGAAUAUCUAUUUCGUAAGCCAAGUAGCACACGUGCCAAAGAUAGGAAAGCUAUAGGUAGGGAAUAUUCACCAUUUAAAUAUAACAAAAACAAGGUGAAACUAUGGCUUUCAAGAAUAAUAGAUUUAUUGGAGAGUAAUUUAAUACUUUACAAAACUGCAAACUUAUCAAAACAAGCAGUAAAAAAGGGAUUGCUAUGCAGUGAAUCUCGAUAUAGAUCUUACAAAUUCCAUGAACCGGUGUUGGACGAAAUGUUAAGUUUUUCAAGGGGUCACGCGCAAAUUAACGAAAGUUCAGAUGUCGUGAAUAAACCACAAGUUGUAAGAUAUGAUAUUGAGGGGCACGAAGAAACAUACAACAAAAUAAAAUUUGAGAAAGGUUUAGAUGAUAUUGCGUCAAUUGAUACUUUUCAUGAUGAUGUUACUAUUUCAUCUACUGAUAGUCAUCUAAAGCAUUCUUUAAUGUUACAAGAAAAGUUACACGUAUUAAAAAAGGUUAUUGUUGAAGACAGUAAAGAAAAUAAAAAAAAAUAUGGCGAGAAAUAUAGAAGAGUCUCCACAGCUAUAAGACGUAAUGUUAAUUAUAAACGCGAAGAUGUUCGAGAAUUGCCUUUUGAAACACAAAUAGAAUACGAUACACAAAAGUUUUCUGUAACAUCUUUAAAGCGGUUUAACUCUUUAGAAUCUCUGGUAACUUCAAUAUCAGGUUUCACGGAAAAAACAUUAGAACACAAUUUCAGUUACUUUUUUCCUAAAGAAGAACAGGAUAAGCACCCUAUUAGACGGCAUAAAAGCUCUUCUGAAAUAAUUAAAGAUACAAUAGAUAUGUUAAGUGAGCGUGCGGAGUUGGAAAGAAAAAAAAGGGACGAAAAACGUAUGAAAAAACUUCAAGAAGAGGAAAAAAUUAAAUUAGCACGUAUGGAAAAGUAUAAGCAAAAGACUGAACCAGAAAAUCAAACUGAUAUAGAAGAAAAGAAAGAAGUUACUUUUAGCACCAAAGACACAGAUGAAAUAGAAAAAGCUAGUAUAAAAUCAUCGAAAGAUACAAAAUCCGUCAAAUCAAAGUUACACAAAGCUGUUAAUGAUAUUACAAAAUCUCCGGAGUUAGAAUUUAAAAAAGAACGCGACAAAUUAGAUAAAGAAGUUCUUAAAGAAAAUCAAGUGGAGCGCCCUCUUAAAGAUAAAUCUAAAAAAGAUACGGAAAAAUCUCCCAAGGAAGAUUUGAAAAAAGAAGCAUUACUUUCAAGUAAGGAGCAAAAAAUAAAAGCAAAAGAAGAAAAAGAAAAACUCUUAAAAAUAGAAAAAGCAAAAAAGAUGCAAGAACGCGCUGAAAAGGAAGAGAAACUGAAAAAUGAAAAAGAAGAAAAAGAAAAACUUUUAAAAAUAGAAAAAGAAAAAAAAAUGCAAGAACGCGCUGAAAGGGAAGAAAAGCUGAAAAAUGAAAAAGAAGAAAAAGAAAGACUUAAAAAAGAAAAAGCAGAACAAUCCCUAAAAGAGAAAGAGCGAAUACAGAAAGAAAAAAGUCACAAGCCGUCUGACCAUGAAUUAAAACGUAUUGACCUAAAAGAAAAGCACGCGAAAGGUGAAAAGGUUAAAGAACAAAAACAUACAGAAAAAGGUAAUAGUGAUAAACGAAUGCAAGAAGACACUGAAAAAAAAUUAAAAGAAGAGGCAUAUUCAAAAAUGGCUAUAGAUGAUUCUCAAUCAAAACCUGAUGAAAGAAGAGGUGUGACUAAGCCAAAAAAAGAGGAGGUGACAACCUUUAAGGAAUUGAAUAUUAGCCAAGUGAAAUUGAGAAAACAUUCACAGGACAAUUUAAUAUUGCAACUUGUUAAAUUAAAACAGUCUGAAAAAAAAGAACCUCGGGGGAGACCACAACGUUUAUCAGAAAUAAAUGUAUCCCCUAUCAUACGUCGGGCACAUAAAGACCAUAACAAUCUCCACGACUCGUGCAUUCUUUGCUGUGAUUCUGAUUUAGCACUUGAUGUCGAUAAUAUUGUAUUCGGUGAACAAAAAUUAAGUGAACCGACAGAUCUGGUAAUGGGUCGAAAAAUUAUUAAACUCAAAGAGUCUCCGAGGAUUAAUAAAAAAGAGGCCAAAAAUAUUACCGCAUUUGAGCCUUUAAUGUUUCAAUCUACUUUAAUUGAAGAAGACUCUCUGAAGACGUCGGAUAUAAGUACCUUAGUGAAAAGUAAACCUUCACCUGUGUCCAAGCGAAUUGACCCGGAGGCUGCCAAAGGUGUAAUAAGAUACGCUCUGUCGGACCGCUCCUUUAUCGACAAAGGUUGGACGAUGUUACCCACUGAGAAAGUGGUCCGAAAAAUGAACGUAUAUCGUAUGAGACCAGCACAUCCUGAGUUCGAUUGGUUUGAACAUAACAAAAAUAAAAAAUUAAUGCAUUACGAUACAGGUGAAAAACUAGCUGAGUUUGAUGAUGAUGGAAAAGGUAGAUGGUUUUAUCGGAAUGGCAGAUUAGCUCUCGAUUAUUACGAUGCAGAAGAAACAAACGCUCAACAACGAUUUGUAAUCUACAGCAACGGUGAGCCAGACGAGCGUGGCCGUCCUCGUCCUUUCACAAUACUAGCUACAUUUGACUAUUUAGGUAACGGUGUGGUGUUUGAUCACAGCGGGAAAAUAAGGCUCAAAUAUAACCAAACGGAAGGAGUUAUUUUAGAUAAAAGUAUUGGGCCUGUAUCACAUUGGAAAUGGCAUACGUUAAAUGACCCGCCUGUACUUCAACAAGUUAUGAUUGACACUCAGAUGGCGCAUAAAGAUCCAGAGAUACUAAAACUGGGAGGCCAUGGGGAUGAAAAGCCAAGACAAGAUAAUGAAGAAAUGCUCGCCAUCGAAUUUGACAACUUUAUAAAAGAGAAGAGUAAGAAAUUAACCCAAAAAUUUAAGCCUUUUCAAAUCAAAAUGAAGGCACUUAAAAUUAACGAGAACUUUUCUUUGAAAGUUCUCGAUCAAGCUACAGUAUAUUUAAUUUUUCGAGAUGGUUCAACGAAUUUGAAAUUAAAUAUAGGAAUGAUCCUGGAUCAUAAGGAAAUUGUUGAUACUGAUACAGCAGAAGUUGGAGAAGUAUCUAACAGCCUAGAACGCUUUCCCGCCAAAACUGAUAGUUUAGCGGGCCUACAACACAGUGUUGCCCAUGCUCAACGAGUAGAGCGGGCUCGAAUAGAACGUGAGCGACGUUUGCGACCCACUCAGUCUAACACAAGCGCCGAUAAACUAACAGCUGCUGCUUCGAAACCCUUGCGGCACCCAUUUCGCACGACAGCUAUACCUUCAAAUCCUUCAAUUAAUACUACAGAAUGUCGUUGUAAAUAUAGAAAGCCAUCUACUUGUAAUAUUUAUUAUGAUACACGUUUAGUUUAAUAUAUAUAUUUUAUUUUGAAGCUUUUAGUUAAAAAAUAUUUAUUUUCAUACCUAAACAUGAAAGUAACAUAGUUAGGUCUAAACUUCAGAAUAAUGAGUUACUAGGUAUAUUACUCAAUAUAAGUUAUUUGUGUAUAUAUAACUUAUUUCAAUAAAAUGUACAAACGUUUAAUAAUGUAAUAUUGAGCCGGUAGCGUAAAGGUCUGUAUUCACUUUGGUGCGAGUGCAAGCGAUUACGGAUUAGUAAUUGACAUUGAUUAGUGCAGGGGUGUAGUGCAAGUAGUGUCCAAUUAUUGUUUAGUGGCUCUGUUAAGUAAUAGGCCGGGAGAUAGUGACGCUAAAUAGUGAGUCAUUUGUACCAGUAUGGCGGUUCUUCGGGGGUCUUAUUACGAAAUGAAAAAAUGAUGGUCAUAGCGCUGGUACCGGCGGCCCAAGCUCGUGGUUCCUGGCUCCUGCUUCUCAUGCUGU